CUCAGGCAAGUCCGGCCGACUCGGGACUACUUCUGUCUCCGAGGAAUUCGUCCUUAAAAACGAGGCAUUCCGGACUGCCGACGGCGAAAAGAUUGAAGAGAGACGAAAGAGACUCAAUUAUAUGGCCAACGCGAUAGAAUCUCAUUCUCGAAUCCCACCAUGGCGAAGCUCUCUCCAGCCCUCAAGGCCCUGAUCAACUCCCCCGCCGCCCGGCCCAACACCGUGCCUGCGCCUCGCAACAUCCAGUCCGUGUACGCCCGCAUCCAGCAGACGGCCCAGGUCCAGAAUGUCUCCCGGCCGUCGUGGUUGGCUUUGUCGGUAUGUUCUCGUCCCUGGUAGCCUAGAAGAAUCACUCAGAGCGAGUUGGGGAACAGACCGCCGCGACCAUGACCAUGAACUCGCCCGACUCCCUCACGGCGCUGUUCCAGCUCGUCACCACUUCUCUCCCCGCCACCGAGACCAUCGCAACCGCAGAGCUCAUGCGCGAGAUCGGCCUCAAAUGCAUCUCCUUCAAUGGCAUCCCCCGCACCAUCAACUGUCUGAAUGCCUUUAAAGCGAGCCUCCCGGCCGAGGUCGCCUCGCAGCUUGCGCGCCCCGCGACCCGCACGCCCAACCCCCAGAAUAUCGCGCAGAUCAGCGCGCGCGGCAAGGCCCUCUGGGACUCGAUCUACCGACCCUUUGAAACCAAGCUGUAUCAGAAGCUCGCGGACUCGCAUCCGGAUCUGCCGGUGCAUAUUCUGCACAGUCACUACGGGGCCCUGCUGUCGAAUCCGCCCGGGAGGACCACGGGAGCGGACAUCGGGCGCGUCGCCACGUCGGUGGUGGCCGUGGCCUGUCUCCGGGCGCAGACGGGCGUGGGACCGCAGGUGCUGUCGCAUGUGUUUGGGCUCCGGAAGGCCCUGGACGACGGGACCUGGGACGACGGGGAAUCGCGGUGGUUGGCGGCGGACGAGGGUACCCGAUGGAUUCUGGAGAGUGUGGAUGAGAUCGUGGCUUCGAUUGGGGAGGGAGGCUCGAAUUUUGCGCCAGGAUCGAAAUUGUAGUGUAUCUGUAUAGAAGAGACUUGAAUUUCAUAGAUCUAAUCUCUUACAUUAUACUCAAGCGACUCAAGAGACUGAAUUGAAUGUUACUGUAUCCGAAUCGGCCGAGAAACUCCUAUAUUUAAAUCAGCCAACCUCCCCAUCCGGAGCUGCUGAGCUUCUUCACUCUCGUUUCUUUCUUCUGUAUAUUCUCUUGAUUCUCUUGAUUCGGUUGAUUCGGUUGAUUCGGUUGAUUCUUUCUCUCCAUGUCUAAACUCACCGGCGCCCAGGUCGCCCGGCACAACUCCAAGGCCUCGUGCUGGGUCAUUGUCCACGGCAAAGCCUACGAUGUCACCGAAUUCCUCCCAG
This is a messenger RNA of Aspergillus ochraceoroseus IBT 24754, 1388 nucleotides long. RefSeq lists its product as uncharacterized. Bases 387 to 1043 code for a protein of 218 amino acids. The transcript has a single exon. The record is from RefSeq and is a predicted model, not a curated record. NCBI's taxonomy places the organism in Eukaryota, Fungi, Ascomycota, Eurotiomycetes, Eurotiales, Aspergillaceae.